Messenger RNA from Linum trigynum, 4009 nucleotides. The record is from the annotation of a GenBank genome assembly. Lineage: Eukaryota; Viridiplantae; Streptophyta; Magnoliopsida; Malpighiales; Linaceae.
UAAUUACACCAAUAGUGAUUGCGCAUAGAUUGACAUGGUAUCAGAGCCUCUCGUAUCUUCUUCGUGAUUUGCGUGGCUAUCUUGUAUUCGCUUGGGGGUUUCCUGUUGCCGCUCGUCGCCCCGUGAUUGUCGUCGAUCGGUUUGCUCGUGUUCGUGCUUGGUGUGGAUAUUGCGUCUGACUUGGGUUGUGAAUAUAAUGGAGGGUUCUAAGAAUGAUAUGUCUCUCCCGCAGUUUAAUGGUAAGAAUUUCCUUCUCUGUGAAUUUCAAUUUCGUAUUCAUUGUCAAGGAAAGCGGCUGCUCUUUAUCUUGGACGAAACAGCUAGGGCGCCAGCGGAGACAACUUCGCAGAAGGAAAAGGAUGAUUGGGUUUGUCAAUAACGCGGCUAUGAUGUCCUCAGUCCUCACUGCUGGGUUCGGCUGACCCGGUGUCGCCUUGAGUCUCCAGGGCUUUGUGACUGCGUUUGAGAUGUGGGGGCAUCUUUCCAAGUUGACGUGGAGCUAGAUCUUGCUCAGCUGAAACAAGGGGAUCUGUCUGUUAGUGCUUACUAUUAAGAGGCGGUAACAUUGUGAACGGAGUAGGACUUGAUUUUGGCUUCCUUGGCGUAUGCUUCGCCUACUCUGGACGUGAUUCAAGCUCAAAUGUACACAUUUUACCCCUCAUUUCUUAUUCGUUUAGCUUAGAAUUUCAUCGUUCCUCGACAUAUUUCACACUAGGCGUCCAGGAAACAGCCGGACAAGGCAAUUCACGGUCUCCUAAGACCAUGAACAUUGACCACAAACCGUGAACAUCAAGGCGUUCAGGGCCAAAUCCAAAGUUAGUGACGGCAGGUGAGUUCACGGUCUCUAAGACCGUGAAAUGGGGCCAUUGACCGUGAACCCAGGAGAGUGAAGCAGUGCGUUUUGGACGACACUGAGUUCACAGACGCGUUUAGCUGUUCACCGCCGUGAACUGGCCACCUAAAUCGAGAGGGCCGAGUGACACGGCCUUUAAUGUCACCUUGGUUUAGCAAUUGAGAUUGUGGUCUACGACCAUAUAUGCAUCCCUCUGCGGUCUGCGGUUACCUUGCCCAUAGCAAUCGUUCCAAUCCAACGAGUCUUGGUAGCUAGUUAGGGGGAAGCAACUCCUGGGUGAAGCUCCCUUAGUUAGACUUUUCCUUGCUAGUUUAGUUUGUAGUUUUCUUAGUUUUAAAACCCAAAACCGUUUUGCCAGAUAACAACUUAGGCGAUUGAAGUAGGUGUACAUGGAUCGGCCCGGGUUGACAAUUUAAAUACUUGCUCUACACUGCACCCGGCUAGAGUUUAAAAACUUGGGCUCUAGUCGGGAUUAAUGUGUGGUGUAGUUUCGUGCGAGUCAGGACGCCAUUCAGGAGAGAUCCAGUACUCGAGUGAUGCGUUUUCUUAUGAACUUGCGUUCCAAAUUUGAGGGAAUUUAGGCAUCUCUUUUUCAUCGGGAUGUUUCGACGAUCGAGGAUGUCUUAGCUGUGAUUCUGCGGGAAGAGACUCUUCUUAAGAGUCAGGCGAAACUUGAUCUUCACUCUUUCGAACUGGGCACCGCAUUUGUUGGUGGUGGUAAACCCCAAUUCCAUCGUACCACCAAGGGUGAGAUAAUUUGCUUUAAUUGCAAGGCUUUAGGACACAUUCAGUUCCAUUGUCCUAAGCGUAACACUUGCAAUUAUUGUAAGUUGGACAGUCACCUCAUUGUUGCGUGCCCUACUCUUGCUUAGAAGAAUAGGUCGCGCUCUCAUGGGUCGCACAUUGGGCUGCCACGUCCUGGUGUGGGAGGAGCUUAUGUCGCGAUGCCUUCUGUACCAGCCCCAAGUCCAUCUUAUGCUACCUCCUUGAUAUCCGAGGAUGUCCGUCGGCUUGUCCAAGAGGACUUGAAAGAUGCUUUGCCUACUGCUUUGAUAUUGGCGUUCGCUAAUGUUAAGGUUCCUCCUCGUUCUCCAUCUUGGCAUACUCAUUCGACAGCUGAUGACUCGAUAUUUGCACAUGUUUUCCCCUUUGUUUAUUGAUCAUUUAAGCUUGCAUUAUCUCUUAUUUGGCCUAUUUUACGCUAGGUUGUGUACCUUUGUCACAUUUCAAAUCCUAGCACAUAAAGUGAGCAUAGCCGCAAGUUUCAAGUCAAUCGGAGAUCAUUUAGAGACUCGGGGGAAGAAACUCGGGCUUGACUUGAAUAAUAAUGGAUUUCUACCUCAUUUGUGACCAUAGAAUCAUAUAAGCUUGUCAUGAGAAGAAAGAGGACGAGACUACGAGCGUGUGGGAUCAAACGACACCUGAUUUGUAGUUCGAACGAGGGAGAAACGAAGAAUCAAAGAUAAGGGACCCGGAAUUGCGAAAUUCCCUACCAAAAUACCUGUCUGGGUAUUUUGACCAUCUUAUAGGGUAUUUUUGGCAGCAUCAGAAGGCCCCCUGGUCGUGAACCAAAAAUACCCGACCGGGUAUUUUCCAUUUUGCCCAGAAAUGUGACCCAUAGCAUUUUGUUGAUACCUAACCGGUUCCCUAAAUACCUGACCGGGUAUUUGGACCAAGUUUCGGGAAUGCAGGCUGUUAAAAGCCUGUUUUGUGCGUUUUUGGAGGGAGAGAGGUGGGUUUUUGGUUCCCAAACACCCAAGGACGAACCAAAGAGAGAGAGAGAGGGCGAUUUGAGGGCUAUCUUGUAGUGGAAUUGGAGGAUUUCUUCACCUUGGAAGCUAGAGGAACAAGCCCGGACUUGAAGACUGAUCAUCUGGAAAUUCUUACUCCAGUCUCUCUCUUCUCUAUGGAGUAACUUCCCUUCACUUAGCUUUUGAGAAACCCUAGCUAUGUUUGUUUGAUUGGAUGAUUGUAUGAGUACUCCUACUUGAUAAUCUUGAGUUCAUAUUCAAUCUAUACACGUUUUCAUGAUUCAAUUCUGCUUUAGUCAAGAUUAUUGAUUCUGCUUUGAUCCUAUUAGAGCGAAUACCUAAUGAGGUCAAUAGAGCACCAUAGAUUGAUAGUAUUGGAUCGAUUGCUUUAGUCGAGGGUCGAUUCACAGCUUUGUAUCGAUUGAGAACCUCAUUCGAUAGAGGGAGUCAAGUUCAGAACGUCUUGAUCGGUUGUUCACGUCCCUCUAGGCAAUUGACUCAAGAGGGCCUUGUUCUUUUAGUCGAGACACAAGGUCUAGUCAAGGAUUCUCCGCAUUGUUAAUGAAAGUGAAACAGGUUAGAGAUAAUAAAUCAUUACUCUGGAUAGUGGCUAGGGGAAAUUAUACCUAAGUGAGUUCCCAACCUGUAAUUAGAUUAACUUUAACUGUAGUUUGCUAGAGUAGUUUUAGUUCUUCCAUCUUAAUCUGGUUUGCUAAAUAAUGAACUGAAGCUGAGUAAUAGUAACUCUAGAGACCCGUGGAUUCGAUAUUUAUUACUUGAGCCACUAUACUGCAGUCCCUUUCAUUAGUUACACUUGGACAUUGUUAGGAGUUGUUUCAUAACGAGUCAACAGCCUACAAUCAUAUGACUAGCUCACACAGUGUGUUUCGUAAUCUUGAUAAAUCCACAGGUGGUCUCGCAUUACAAGCUGCGAAUGGCGCUAGGUUGGAGGUUACGGGUGUGGGUGAUGUGCAACAGCCUCGUAUCUCACUCUCCAACACUUUAUAUGUUCCUCAACUCGUGCCCAGUCUUGUAUCUGUGGGACAAUUAGCUGACGAUGGUUGUGGUGUCAUUUUUUAUGCGGCUGGGUGUACUGUGCGAGGAUGGAGAAGGAAAUCGGGAGAGGGAGUAAGAAGGGACACACGUACCUGCUCGACCACUAUUUGGGAUCAGCUGCGGGUUCGGUUAGUGACAGCGGGCGGGAUCAACUAGCUGGGCAGAUCACCUCAAGCUUGACAAGGUGGAAGGAUGGUAGAUGGGAUGCUCCCCCUAACUGUAGUAGCGUUUAUGAUUUUAUGGAUUUUUGUUCAAGUUAUCGAAUUGGGAUUUAUGACAUUUUAGAUUGGGCCAUCCGCAUUCUUUGAGACUGUCGUACGAUGUUUCAAAAUAAAUGGUUAUCUGAUGG